This is a messenger RNA of Siniperca chuatsi (mandarin fish), 3721 nucleotides long. Its product is annotated as Transitional endoplasmic reticulum ATPase. Gene Ontology annotation, molecular function: ATP binding; polyubiquitin modification-dependent protein binding; ATP hydrolysis activity. The coding region runs from base 560 to 2986 and encodes 808 amino acids. Gene Ontology annotation, biological process: autophagosome maturation; mitotic spindle disassembly; retrograde protein transport, ER to cytosol. NCBI's taxonomy places the organism in Eukaryota, Metazoa, Chordata, Actinopteri, Centrarchiformes, Sinipercidae. Gene Ontology annotation, cellular component: cytosol; VCP-NPL4-UFD1 AAA ATPase complex; nucleus. The record is from RefSeq and is a predicted model, not a curated record. The transcript has 19 exons.
AGCUCCCUUCAGUCACAACGACAAGGAGUCGAAGGAUUAGAGACCAUGCUGCGUAUUAGAAAAGGAAAGACUUAUCCAGACGGGACGGACUAUAAGUCUGUUCUUUUGGAAAAUAGGCUCUAUACAGCAUUUAUUUUGACCUGUAAAUAUUUCACAGUAAGCCGGGAAGUGUUCUCCGUGACCAGCUAGGCACUUGUGCCUGCAUCUGCUGGUUAGAAGCAGGGGGAGGAGGAAAUAUCACGCUAUAUCUGUCCUGGGACACUCUCCAAGACAGGCUGCAGCUCCCACAAACAUGGUGGUUCAAGGCAACAAAGGAAAAAGAAAAGACUGAGACUCGCUGCUGGGAACUUCUGGCCUCCAGGAAGACCAAAACCACACCAGGGCAAAUCAGAUCAGACAGAACCUGAAACCUUUGGCACUGAUCACAGCAGAAAUCAGACCAUACAAGAUCAGCUCCUGAAUAUACCACAGUAAACAACUGCAGACGACUGUGAGGGAGCAGAUCCUAGUGUGAAAAAUUGAGGAUAUCUGACAUCUGACAAGACAAAGCAGAGCAGUCAUGCCAGGCUCAGGAGGAGCUGACCCAAAGGGAGAAGAUUUCUCUACUGCCAUCCUGAAGCAGAAACACAGACCUAACAGGCUCAUUGUGGACGAAGCUCUCAAUGAAGACAGCAGCAUUGUCAGCCUGCCACAGAAUAAGAUGGAUGAGCUGCAGCUCUUCCGGGGGGACACAGUGGUGUUGAAAGGGCGAAAACGUCGGCAAACGGUGUGUAUCGUCCUGACUGAUGACACCUGUGGGGAUGAACGAAUCCGCAUGAAUCGUGUGACACGCAACAACCUGCGUGUCCGGCUCGGUGACGUCAUUAGUAUUCAUGCCUGCCCUGAUAUCAAGUAUGGGAAAAAGAUCCAUGUCCUCCCAAUUGAUGAAACCAUUGAGGGCCUUACAGGAAACCUCUUUGAAGUUUUCCUCAAACCGUAUUUUCUGGAGGCUUACCGACCUGUACAUAAAGAUGACAUCUUCUUGGUGAGGGGGAGCAUGCGGGCAGUGGAGUUCAAGGUGGUGGAGACUGACCCCAGCCCUCACUGCAUUGUUGCCCCAGACACUGUCAUCUUCUGUGAGGGAGAGCCUAUCAAAAGAGAGGACGAGGAGGAGAGCCUUAAUGACAUCGGCUACGACGACAUCGGAGGCUGUCGGAAGCAGCUGGCCCAGAUCAAAGAGAUGGUGGAGCUGCCUCUCAGGCACCCCGGCCUUUUCAAGGCUAUAGGAGUUAAGCCCCCCAGAGGUAUCCUGUUGUACGGCCCUGCAGGAACAGGGAAGACCCUGGUGGCUCGGGCUGUAGCUAACGAAACUGGUGCCUUCUUCUUCCUCAUCAAUGGUCCUGAGAUCAUGAGUAAGCUGGCGGGAGAGUCAGAGAGCAACCUAAGGAAGGCGUUUGAGGAGGCGGAGAAAAAUGCUCCAGCCAUCAUCUUUAUUGAUGAGCUGGAUGCCAUCGCUCCCAAGAGAGAGAAGACCCAUGGUGAAGUGGAGAGGCGUAUAGUCUCCCAGCUCCUGACCCUGAUGGAUGGCCUGAAGCAAAGAGCUCAUGUGGUUGUCAUGGCAGCCACAAACCGACCAAACAGCAUAGACUCUGCUCUGAGACGCUUUGGCAGGUUUGACCGGGAGAUUGACAUUGGAAUCCCUGAUUCGACCGGCAGACUGGAGAUCCUGCAGAUUCACACCAAAAACAUGAAACUGGCUGAUGACGUCGACCUGGAGAGGAUUGCCACAGAGACCCACGGUCAUGUAGGCGCCGACGUGGCUGCUCUGUGCUCAGAAGCUGCUCUGCAAGCCAUCCGCAAGAAGAUGACCCUCAUAGACCUGGAGGAUGAAUCCAUCGACGCUGACCUGCUCAACUCGCUGGCUGUCACCAUGGAUGACUUCCAAUGGGCGCUGAGUCAGAGCAACCCAUCAGCUCUGAGAGAGACUGUUGCAGAGGUGCCUCAGGUGAGCUGGCAGGACAUCGGGGGACUGGGUGAGGUCAAGAGAGAACUGCAAGAGCUCAUCCAGUACCCUGUUGAGCAUCCGGACAAGUUCCUGAAGUUUGGCAUGACUCCAUCUCGUGGAGUGUUGUUCUACGGCCCUCCAGGCUGUGGGAAAACCCUGCUGGCUAAGGCCAUCGCCAACGAGUGCCAAGCAAACUUUGUCUCCAUCAAAGGACCCGAGAUGCUCACCAUGUGGUUUGGAGAAUCAGAAGCCAAUGUCAGAGAUGUGUUUGAUAAGGCCAGACAGGCGGCCCCCUGCAUCCUGUUUUUCGACGAGUUAGACUCCAUUGCCAAAUCCAGAGGAGGCGGAGCUGGGGAUGCAGGUGGUGCAGCUGACCGAGUCAUCAACCAGAUACUCACAGAGAUGGAUGGCAUGUCCGACAAAAAGAACGUUUUCAUUAUUGGUGCCACGAACAGACCAGACAUCAUAGAUGCUGCCAUCCUGCGGCCAGGCCGUUUGGACCAGCUCAUCUACAUCCCGCUCCCAGACAAACCAUCUCGUACAGCAAUCCUAAACGCCAACCUACGAAAGUCCCCUAUCGCACAAGAUGUGGACCUGGAAUACCUGUCUGGCAUCACAGACGGUUUCUCCGGAGCUGACCUGACAGAGAUCUGCCAGCGGGCUUGUAAGCUGGCCAUCCGUGAGGCUAUCGAAGCCGAAAUCAAGGCUGAGCGUCAGAGGCAGAGCAGACCAGGCAUCCCCAUGGAUGAGGACUUUGAUCCAGUCCCAGAGAUCAGGAAGGACCACUUUGAAGAGGCGAUGCGAUUUGCUCGUCGCUCAGUCAGUGACAACGACAUCCGCAAAUAUGAAAUGUUUGCUCAAACUCUGCAGCAGAGCCGAGGUUUUGGAAACUUCAGGUUCCCUUCUGCUACUGGUACCCAGUCUGGAGGUCAGGGGUCAGGUUCUGGGUCAGGGAGGCCAAACCUGUACAGAGAGGAAGGCAAUGAUGAUCUCUACCAGUGACAAAAACUCAUCAUAUAGUUGAACUGCUACACAACGUUUUCCUCUUCAACUACUGUGCUUGGCUUCCUUGGAGGAAUGGAAAAAUAAAAAUAAUGGGAGUGGAAAUGGGAAACAUGUCAACAUAAUAAUAAUUAUUAUUAUAAGGAUCUAUAAAGUAUGUUAUAAUAUUGACUUUCAAUGUAAAAACCACUACACUCUUACAAGGUUUAUCUUGGAAUACUGAAUGCAGUAUUUUUGUACAAGUAUCUUUGAAGAGUACAGUUUAGAGUACUCUUAAAUGAUGACAAGUCAAAAUGUAUAUGCAUCAUGUACGCACAAUAUAAACGGACAAGACUAGAUUUGACUAGAGAGAGCCACAAGAUUGAGCCACCUGAAAGGGUCAGUUCACACAAAUCACACAAAAAUAUAUUUUUCCACAUAGACCUUGUCUGCUAAUGCACAUAGUCUCAGUUUUGCUAAAGGUUUGAGGUACCAAUACACCCCAAUACAAUUAAUCAAAUAAAUGAACGGAAUUUUCAGGCCCUCAAAGCGUCAAAACAGAUUAUAUUUGAGAAAUGUAAAAGCAAUUCAUUUUUAUAGAAAUGUCCAGGGUUCUUCUUACCUUAUAUAUUACCAAAAACCUGGGGCCCUGGUGCAGUUGCCCACUUGGAAAUCCAGCCUUGCUAUAAAAUAUUGAAUAUAUGAGCUGAAUUGUAAUGUUUGUAUGGUUUACAUCAUUAAAUAUUUCCAAGUGAA